This is a messenger RNA of Staurois parvus, 424 nucleotides long. Lineage: Eukaryota; Metazoa; Chordata; Amphibia; Anura; Ranidae. The record is from the annotation of a GenBank genome assembly.
UGCAUGCAGGCAGAUACCUCAUAGCAUGCAAUUUCACCAGAAGACCUAGCUACUGUACUGUGAGAAGCCUCUCUCCAAUUGUUACCAGAAUACUCCAGUGCCAAUCAUCAGAGCUCUGAUGAUCAGUGUGCCCUGAUGAUCUGUGUAGCUCCAGCAGUGCCACCUGUCAGUGUCCAUCAGUGCCAGCACUCAGUGCUCAUCCAUGCCACCUGCCAAUGCCCAUCAGUGCCACAUCAAUGCCACAUAUCAGUGCCCAUCUGAGCUGCCUUUCAGUGGCACCCACCAGUGCCAUCAGUGCCACCUAUCAGUGCUGCCAGUCAGUGCCGCCUAUCAGUGCCAGUCAGUGCCGCCUAUCAGUGCCAGUCAGUGCCGCCUAUCAGUAGCCAUAUAUCAGUGCUGCCUUUCAGUGCCAGUGCCCAUCAGU